UGAUCCGACUGACAAUAAUAAAGAUACUAAAAAAGAAAACCAAGUCAAUCACAAUGCACCUAUUGAUAUUGAUGAAAGUAAUCUGAAUGACACUAAAAAAAAAAAACAAUUCGAUCACAAUGCAUCUAUCGAUGUUGAUGAAAGUGAUCCAAAUUUAUUAGAAAAAGACAUUGAAUUAACACUUAAUGUUGAUGAAAUUUCCAAAACUCAAGAUACAACUGCUUGCACUAAUAGUAGCUAUAAACCUAAAUAUAGAAAACAUAUUAAUCAUAAUGCAUUUAUCGAUGUUGAUAAAAGUGAUUUGAACAACAAUAGUAAAAAAGCUACAAAAGGAACCUGUAUCAAUCACAAUUCACCUAUUAAUUUUAAUGAAUGUGAUACAAAUUUAUCAGAAAAAAAUAUUGCACUUAAUAUUGGUGAAAUUGAGAUACUCGAAACUCAAGAUAUAAUUUCUACUAAUAAUAUCCACAAAUCUAAAAAAAGAAGAAAUCAUAAAAGUUUAAAAAAACUUGAUAAGGAUAUGCUCGAAACUCAAGAUACAACUUCUCCUAUUAAUAAUAGCCGCAAAUUUAAGAAAAGAAAAAAUUAUGAAAGUUUAAAAAAAACUUGA
Dentiscutata erythropus is the source of this 610-nucleotide messenger RNA. Lineage: Eukaryota; Fungi; Glomeromycota; Glomeromycetes; Diversisporales; Gigasporaceae. The record is from the annotation of a GenBank genome assembly.